AUGGCUCCUAUUACUCAUUCAGCAGCCUUACGACUCCUCACAAUCUUCUACCUCUCCCUCGCCGUGACCGCUUCGCCACUAGGACCAUGGCGUCCCUCGUCCCCCUCGGCAGAUCUGGCACAUUCCGACUCUGGCCGGCAAAUAAUCUUUCAGGACCCCGUGACAUACUCGUCUCCCACUGCGCAACCACGAUCACUCAACUACCUCGACGCUUCAGCAAACUCAGUCGGGUUGCUGAUCACAGGCGAGGAUGCAGAGGGUGAGGAGGAGGCGGCACAUGUGUGGCUGCCACUAGGAAAGCGAGUGAGGACUCUCGACGCUCCGGAAUUACCCCUCCGACCCCUGACAGCCCGCAUAACAACCAUGAUCCGCUCGUCUCCGCAAAUAGCGACGCCGGAGCACCUCGAGCGCGUGGUGUGUCGUAUCUUCCCUAAGCAGGUCCGGUUGGCCUGGGAGAUCGAAACGCAGGAUCCUGAUUCUGUCCCGAUUAUUGUGCGCCGGACGGAUGAGCUACUAAGGCUAGUGAGCCGAAGCGGCAAGCCGGUGGGCGAGGUUGAGGCCUAUGAGUGUGCAUGA
This is a messenger RNA of Recurvomyces mirabilis, 576 nucleotides long. RefSeq lists its product as uncharacterized. The record is from RefSeq and is a predicted model, not a curated record. The transcript is spliced from 2 exons. NCBI's taxonomy places the organism in Eukaryota, Fungi, Ascomycota, Dothideomycetes, Mycosphaerellales, Teratosphaeriaceae. The coding region runs from base 1 to 576 and encodes 191 amino acids.